AUGCCUUUCAACACAGCUUUGACCCGCAAGUUGGGCAUUCGCGUGCCUGUUGUACAGGGUGGCAUGCAGUGGGUGGGAUACGCUGAGCUGGCCUCGGCUGUCAGUAACGCCGGUGGACUUGGACUCCUGACUGCUCUCACCCAACCCACGCCCGAAGACCUACGCAACGAAAUUCGACGAUGCCGCACCAUGACCAAGUACCCCUUCGGCGUGAACAUCACCCUCCUCCCCGCUCUUGUCCCCCCAGACUACGGUGCCUACGCCCAGGUGGUCAUCGACGAAGGAAUCAAGAUCGUCGAAACAGCCGGUAAUAACCCAGGUCCCGUGAUCGAGCAGCUCAAGAAGGCCGGCAUCAUCAUCCUGCACAAGUGCACUACUAUCCGCCACGCCAAAUCUGCCGUCAAGCUGGGCGUUGACUUUCUGUCUAUUGACGGUUUCGAAUGCGCCGGCCACGUCGGCGAACACGAUAUCACAAACUUCAUUCUGCUCAGUCGCGCGCGUCAGGAGCUGGGCGUCCCAUUCAUUGCUUCUGGUGGCUUUGCGGAUGGACAGGGUCUGGCUGCUGCCCUUGCCCUUGGUGCUGAGGGUAUUAACAUGGGAACUCGAUUCAUGAGUACUGUUGAGGCUCCUAUUCAUCAGAAGAUCAAGGAGGCUAUUGUGGAGGCUCAGGAGACAGAUACUGCUCUUGUUCUGCGCCGGUGGAAGAACACUACCCGUUUGUUUGGAAAUAAGGUGACUAGUGAUGCUUUGAAGGUUGAGCGUGAGAGCACCACUGGUGAGUUCAGUGAGAUUGCUCCUUACGUUAGUGGCAAGCGAGGCCGCGAGGUGUUCAUUAAUGGUGAUAAGGACUUUGGAGUAUGGACCGCUGGACAGGUUAUUGGGUUAAUCCACGAUAUUCCUACCUGCGCCGUGCUGCUUGAGCGCAUUGAGAAAGAGGCCCUGGAGGCUAUGAGACGUACCGAGUCUCUGUAUAGUGGUGCUCCUGCAAGCAAGCUGUGA
Messenger RNA from Penicillium angulare, 999 nucleotides. Its product is annotated as NAD(P)H-dependent flavin oxidoreductase. The transcript is spliced from 4 exons. Gene Ontology annotation, molecular function: nitronate monooxygenase activity. Bases 1 to 999 code for a protein of 332 amino acids. The record is from RefSeq and is a predicted model, not a curated record. NCBI's taxonomy places the organism in Eukaryota, Fungi, Ascomycota, Eurotiomycetes, Eurotiales, Aspergillaceae.